Messenger RNA from Patella vulgata (common limpet), 4878 nucleotides. RefSeq names its product porphobilinogen deaminase. Gene Ontology annotation, biological process: heme biosynthetic process. Lineage: Eukaryota; Metazoa; Mollusca; Gastropoda; Patellidae. The record is from RefSeq and is a predicted model, not a curated record. Gene Ontology annotation, molecular function: hydroxymethylbilane synthase activity. The coding region runs from base 75 to 1235 and encodes 386 amino acids. The transcript is spliced from 12 exons. Gene Ontology annotation, cellular component: cytoplasm.
AAAUGUUGAUCACGUGAUGACUUUACACUGGUAGCAAGCUACCCUAAACUUGUCGGCUUGAGAGAAGUCACAAGAUGUCAGAAAACACAGUUGUUGUUGGGUCCAGGAAGAGUCAGUUGGCCUUGAUACAGACAAACACCAUCAUUACAAAAUUAAAAGAAUGUCAUCCAAGAUUAGAGAAAACUAUACAUACAAUUACUAUGUCCACUACAGGUGAUAAUAUUUUGGAUUCUGCAUUAUCAAAGAUUGGAGAGAAGUCCCUAUUUACCAGAGAACUUGAAAAUGCUUUAAAAGAAAAACAAGUAGACUUUGUUGUCCAUUCUUUAAAAGAUUUACCAACUACUUUACCAGAUGGUUUAACUAUAGGCUGUGUUUACAGACGUGAUGAUCCUUGUGAUGCAGUUGUAAUGAGUUUUGGUAAUCGUGAUAAAACAUUAGCUGAUCUACCAGAUGGGAGUAUUAUUGGAACUAGUUCAUUAAGAAGAUCUGCACAGAUAAAGAGAAAAUAUCCCAAUUUAGUUAUACAAGAUAUUCGUGGUAAUCUCAAUACUCGACUGAGUAAAUUAAAUGAAAGUAAUUAUGAUGCUAUUAUAUUGGCCAAAGCUGGAUUAGAAAGAAUGGGCUGGCAUGAUGUAAUAAAAGAGGUUUUAACACCAGAUAUAUGUAUGUAUUGUGUUGGUCAAGGAGCAUUAGCUGUAGAAUGUCGAGCUGAUGAUGAAGAAACGCUAAGAUUAUUGUCACCUUUACAUGAUAAUGACACAGCAUUAAGAUGUAUUGCUGAACGAGCUUAUUUAAAGAAAUUGGAAGGUGGUUGUAGUGUUCCAGUUUGUGUUCAAACAGAAAUAAAGAAUGGAGAAUUAAUGAUAAGAGGUGGUGUAUACAGUAUAGAUGGUGAAGAAUCAGUACUUGAUUCACUCACAGAAAAACUGCCAUUAACAGAUGACUCUGAACCUAAACAAAAAAAGGCAAGGAAGACAAAACGACAUCAGUAUGCAGGAAUAAUUGAAUCUGAUAGUAUGUCGCAUGAGAUGUUUUUAUUAGCUGAACAACUUGGUACACGAUUAGCAGAGAAAAUGUUAAGUAAUGGUGCUGAUACUAUUUUAACUAAAACAAAAUCGAUAAUGGCUGAAGAAAUUAGGAAAGAAAUGGCAAAAAAAGAAGCAAUGAAAAAGGAAAAAUUAGAAUCUGAAGCCCAAACCAGUCAAGCAUCCAGUCAAACAUCCAGUUUAGUGUAGAGGACAAAAACCUGCAUAGAGUCCACAUGUAUUUAUAUACACCCAUAUUCCUGAAGCAGUGGCCCGAGAAAUCCCUCUAGCCAUUGCUAUACUUAGACUGAAAACUUGAGUUUUUGACGGAGUGUGUCCAUUCUCAUCAUCCAAUCAAAUCUCUCCUGAGUACAGUAAAAUAAAGGGGAUUUUUAUGACUGCUGCUUAAUGAGGGUGACCUCUUUAAAAACAAAAUCCCGGUGUUAGUUGGUGCUGAUUUCAAGAAAAAUUUUACCAUAGCCUUGGAUGCAUCAGGAGCAAACAUCGAUACUCGCAUCGGUUAAUUUGGCCGUCGCAGAAACUCGCUAUUGGAACGAAAAUUCUUUGCCUCAAAUCUCCGAUAUAAAUUCUACCUUUAAUUAUUUGAUAAUAUUUAUCCAUUUUUGUGAUGAAAAUCCAUGAAUUAUUUAUUUUAUCAAAAAAUAUGUAACAUGACGGCCCUUCUGUUUGAUCUGUGGUCUUUAGAUAGUUGAUAAAAUGUAUUAAAAGAUAGUGAAAAUAUUGAUCAUCUGCUGUGUGCUCCAAGAGAUGAUAAAAAGAUUCCAUGUGUGCGGCGAUUACCCAGUGUUUACAUUGUAGCUAUUUUGGAUAGCCUUGUUUAUCACAUAAUUAGUUUCUCUGUAAUAUUCUGUCAUGCACUACGUGUAGUUCAUUGAGCGUAAUACAAUUCGCUCAUUAUGACGUAAUGUAGCCGCGGUUGUCACCAGACACUUCACGGUAACAUAUUUAGAGCUGGUUAAUCCCGAUUGAUUUAGUGUUUGUGUGGGAAGGUCUAAUCAAACGAAACACUGCGAGGAGUGUGAUAUACAUCAUAUUUAAAGUAGCCAAGUCUCUUACUCAUUUUUAUCCCAAGUCUUCGACAUUGAAAACACAAAUUAUUUGUCAGUUUAAAUCAACAUUGAUGUUGUGAUCUUACCUGGAAAAGAUAGGCUUCUGAUAUCGAAUAUUUAAGACAAAAUUAACAUUUUGACAUGGUACACAAAUUGUGUACCAUAAUGCGUUUCAGCGCCAUUUGUAACAAGGGACUCCAAGAACGAGGCUAGACAUAUUCCACAAGUCAUGUCAAACGGUGACGCCAUAUUCUUAUCUGGAGAGCAUGCACAAUAAACACUCUCAGUGUAGACUGGAAUAAUCAGACGCUAGAGAUUGCCAUUUGAUUGAGACUUCUGGCAUAUUUUGCCGAACAUAACUGAUUUGAAAUUAGAGUAAAAAGGGAAACAAUAGAAUUUAAUUCAUCUUACAUUAUUAUAUGCAUUGUAACCCAUUUGUGUCAAUUUCUAGGUCCCAAAUAUUAGCGAUUUAGUUCCUUUAAGUCCAUUUUAAAAUAGUCCAUCAGCCGAGCAAUUUAUCGAAACAGUCUCACUAAUAAGAAAUAAGACCGGCCAUACCUGAUAAUAAUCUCAGCAGUUUGAAGUUUUUGACUUGGCUUAAGUAUAAACUGCAGAACCUAUAUUGUAAUCUAAGGUGUCAUGUAUAGGAAUAUCAUUACAAUGUAAGAAUAGUACAACCACCUUCUAACAUAACCCAUGCUCUGUGGAUGGUCAGCUGAUCCUACUUGUUUGACUACUAGAAAGUACAUUAUUACAUGUAUUUAUUGAAUCAAAUUAUUAUCAGCAAACAAUUUAUAAAUAAUUGCUACAUGGAAAGGUUAUCUUGCGAUUGCAUUUUUAACAUAGUGAUCUGAAAAUAUAACUGCCAUAUCAAAAAAUCCUGAAAAAUAUUAUUCCAUCCAAUCCUUUCUAUUUUUAUUGCCUUACAGUCAAAACACAAUUCAUUUGGGUUUUUUACUUGAUUUUACUUAUUUUUAUUUAACAAGGAAAUCUGUUGAUUAAUAUGGCAUAUUAUAUGAUUUAAUAAUCCAGGAAAUAGUUGAGAUUUAAUCAAAACUAUGCUAUAAAUAUGCUAAAUAUUUAAAAGGACGAGAAUGGCAAUUAAUCAAAUGACGAUAAUUUAUUAAGGAAGAUAAUGUUUAAUGUUUAUCAUGGAUAGUCAGUACAUUUCAAAUAAUGCAUGAGUUCGUUAUUCAGAUCUAACUACCAGAAUAAACAGCAGCAUAAGAUCCAUAAUCAUAUAUAGUACCGCUGUACAGUACAUUUAAACCUAUAAUAAUCUCUGAAUAAAUAAAUAUAAGUGCUUUUAUUGUUAACAUAUAUUGUAAGUGUUUUAUUUUUUUUAUUUUUUAUGUACUAGAUUUUAAGGAAAUCCGAACAGCAUUAAUUACUAUAUAACAUUUUUAUGUGUUUUAAUAAAUUCUAGGUUUAUCAGAAUUUUUUAUCAAUGUACAUGUAGUUCCAUUUUUCUUCACUAUUUCUUUGUCUUUUCUAUAAGAUAAAAAUUGAUAGUACAUGUAUGUAUAAGCACUAUAAGCUAAUUAAGAUAUUAUUAGAGAUUUAAAAUAUAAUUCUGCUAUAUAAUAUAAUAUUUGGGUUUUUUUUUAUGAACUUGUAAUAUACAUGUAUAUUAUAAACUGUUUGUUAGUUUAAAUAUUAGUUACAUGACAUUGUAUAUAAUUACAAAUAAUUUUAAUAACAUUCUAUGCUCAUGUUAGUUAAUUAAAGUAUAGUAGAAAGAUGGUGACAGACAGCAGGUUUCCAUAAUUUAUAUAACUGAAAGAAUGUUUCAUACAGUUGUUGCAAUAUUGGUAAGGAAUUAUGAUCACAGGGUUUAUUCUAGAUCAAAAUAUCAGGUUACUUUGUUCUGAAAUAAGAGCGAGUCAAUCUUACUUUUCUUUAAACAGUGAUAUCUCAAUACCUAUUGCAAAUCAGUUGUGUACUCAGUUUUUAUACACUAUUUUUAUAAUUGUUCAGUUAUGCUUACUAUUCACAUUUCUUAUAAAGUUUAUACUGAUCUUUUUGGAAUUGUUUUUACCAAUGACCACACUUCUGAUAUGGUAUAUGAUAAAUGGUAUUUAUUUAUUGUGUUAAGUGUUGGCUGUGUUCUAGCAAUAGACAUGUUAAUCAACUAGUCAUUCAUCCGCGCACAUGUCUAUAAAGUCACAUGGUUUCUGGAAUAAUUAAAGAGUAACGGUAUAUAUCCCUUGACCAGUUUAUGAAUUUUAGCAUGCUUAACACUCAAUUAAUAUUCAAAACAUAUCCUAACAGAAAAGAAUCUGAUUUUAAAAUAUUAUUUUUUCUUUAUUGUGGAUAAAGCAAUAUUUAUAGUAUUAGACUAUACAUUAACUAGCCACCCAAGGGGAGCAACAAAAUGACACGUAAAUCCAACUCAGUAUAAAAUGUCUGCUUCCAGUUCUUUAAUAAUUGAAACCAAAUCAUAUUUUACAAAAUGUCUGCUCCCGGUUCUUUAAUAUAAGGUUAAAUAUUUAAAAUAAAGUAGAAUAAUAUAUAUUUUUAACGAUUAUUAUAAGAUUGAUAAGAAUUUAUUUUUGUUAAUAAUAAAAUGUUAUGUUUUUGUUAAAUAAUGUACAUGUGGUGAGUUUGCACGUAGUAUUGUAUUAGGGUAUGUGGCUGUGAAAGUUGUAAAUGAAUUAAGAAGAAUUAGUUGGAUUUAUAUUGAUUUGGGAUGUGGGUUAAAACAUAGUAAUAUUAUAUAAGAUUAUAAGAAUAGACUGUUUGUUAUGACAUAACUGUGCCUUAUAAUAAAAUGUUACAGUUAA